UUUUUCUUGUGGGAGAUGUACAACCAGGCCGAUUGUGAAAAGAUGGCUGCUUCCACUGACGGCAUGAAACACAAUAACACUCUGUUAAUGUAGUUCGACUAGCCUUGGCUACAAUUCAAGAGUUUCGUUGCAACUUUGCUUAUGCAAGAAAUCAUGUCUGUCCCUGGUUCCACGGUGACUGGGACCUCGGUGUCGGUUCUGCAACCGCGGUGGAAACGGGUCCUUGGUUGGUCGGGCCCCGUUCCCCGGCCCAGACAUGGACACAGAGCCGUGGCCAUCAAGGAACUGAUGGUUGUGUUUGGCGGUGGAAACGAGGGGAUAGUGGAUGAAUUACAUGUCUACAAUACUGCAACAAACCAGUGGUUUAUUCCUGCUGUCCGUGGUGACAUUCCACCUGGCUGUGCUGCUUAUGGUUUUGUUUGUGAUGGCACAAGAUUGCUGGUAUUUGGAGGUAUGGUGGAAUAUGGAAAGUACAGCAAUGAUCUCUAUGAACUACAGGCCAGCAGAUGGGAAUGGAAAAAGUUAAAAGCAAAAAAUCCUAAAAAUGGCCCGCCUCCAUGUCCACGUCUUGGUCACAGUUUUUCCCUCGUGGGAAACAAAUGUUACUUGUUUGGCGGACUUGCCAAUGACAGUGAGGAUCCAAAAAACAACAUUCCCAGAUACCUGAAUGAUUUGUACAUACUCGAGCUGCGUGCCGGGUCCAGCUUUGUCGCAUGGGAUAUUCCAAUCGCAUAUGGAGUCCUUCCUCCUCCCCGGGAGAGCCACACUGCGGUGGUUUACACAGAAAAGACGAGUAGAAAGUCUCGCCUGAUAAUCUACGGGGGGAUGAGUGGAUGUCGUCUUGGAGAUCUGUGGACUCUCGAUAUUGAUACCUUGACAUGGAACAAACCGUCAGUGAGUGGCACGGCACCACUUCCUAGGAGUCUACACUCUGCCACUACCAUCACAAAUAAGAUGUAUGUUUUUGGCGGAUGGGUUCCUUUGGUAAUGGAUGAUGUCAAAGUGGCAACACAUGAGAAAGAGUGGAAGUGCACAAACACACUGGCCUGCUUAAAUCUCGACACCAUGUGCUGGGAGACGGUGUUGAUGGACACCCUUGAAGACAACAUUCCCAGGGCCCGCGCCGGCCACUGCGCUGUGUCUAUCAAUUCCAGACUGUAUGUUUGGAGCGGCCGUGAUGGAUACCGUAAAGCAUGGAACAACCAAGUUUGUUGUAAAGACCUCUGGUACCUGGAAACCGAGCGGCCGCAUGCCCCCGCUCGGGUGCAGUUGGUCCGUGCCAAUACAAACUCGCUUGAAGUGAGCUGGGGUGCAGUUUCCACUGCGGACACAUACUUGUUGCAGCUGCAGAAAUACGACAUCCCUGCAACGCCAGCUGCAGCCUCGCCGGCCAUGAGUUCGAUCCCCUCGCAACCCGUGAACUCUCCUAAGAGCCCCGUUCCAGCUGCUGCGGCACCCUCCCCACAGACUCUGCCACAAGCUGCUGUAUUGAAGGUUGCUGCUCAGCAAUCUGCUACAGGUGCAUCAGUUGUCACAGUCCGCCCAAGCCAACCUGGGAAAUCUCCUGUCACUGUGACCUCACUUCCUCCUGGUGUCAGAAUGGUUGUGCCUGCCCAGGUCACCCAAGGCUCAGCAAUUGGAAGUAGCCCUCAGAUGAGUGGCAUGGCAGCAUUGGCUGCUGCAGCCGCAGCGACACAGAAGAUUCCGCCAGCCUCUGCUGGAACGGUGCUCAAUGUUCCCGCAGGUGCCACGAUUCUCAAAACGGUCGCCGUUUCCCCUGGCACAACCACAGUGAAAGUGGCUUCGCCAGUCAUGGUCAGCAACCCUGCCACACGCAUGCUGAAGACUGCUGCAGCUCAGGUGGGCACAGCGGGUACAUCCUCCCCCACCACUACCACCAGGCCCAUCAUCACUGUGCACAAGUCUGGUGCGGUCACUGUGGCUCAGCAGGCCCAGGUGGUAACCACUGUGAUGGGAGGAGUUACCAAGACCAUUGCCUUGGUCAAGAGUCCCCUCACCAUGGGCAGCGGUGGCACUCUGAUCUCCAACCUUGGCAAGAUGAUGUCUGUGGUUCAAACCAAACCAGUGCAGACAUCAGCUGUCACUGGCCAGGCUUCCACGAACCCUCUCACCCAAAUAAUUCAGACAAAGGGUCCCCUGCCAGCCGGCACCAUUCUCAAGCUGGUGACCUCUGCUGAUGGAAAGCCUGCAACGAUCAUCACCACCUCCCAGGCUGGAGGCGUCGGAAACAAGCCCACAAUUCUUAAUAUCAGUGGUGUCUCUUCAAAUGCCACUAAACAGGGCCCGACUAUUAUCAAAACCAUCCCAAUGUCGGCCAUUAUGACCCAGCCCGGAGCAACAGGUGUAACGAGCACUACCGGAAUGAAAACGCCAAUUACAAUCCUUACAACUAAGGUGAUGACCACUGGAACACCUGGCAAAAUUAUUACCGCAGUGCCCAAGCUCGGAACGGCAGCUGGCCAACAAGGAUUAACACAGGUUGUUUUGAAGGGUGCUCCAGGGCAGCCCGGGACUAUUUUGCGCACUGUGCCCAUGAGCACAGUCGGCGGUGUUCGACUCGUGACGCCGGUGACGGUAUCUGCUGUCAAGCCCACAGUCACAACCCUGGUUGUCAAGGGAACAACUGGUGUCACCUCUCUCGGCACAGUGACGGGCACCGUCUCCACAAGCCUGGCAGGUGGCCCCGUGGACACUGCAAACGCAUCUCUGGUGACUCCCAUCACCACAUUGGGCACCAUUGCUACCCUAUCAAAUCAGAUCAUCAGUUCGCCCGCGAUAACUGUGUCUGCCGCCCAGACCACCCUAACGUCUGCGACUCCGCUACCCUCUUCCACGAUCACAGUGCAGAACCAGCCCACCCAGGUCACUCUGAUCACAACUCCCAGCGGUGUCGAAGCCCAGCCAGUGCAGGAUCUACCGGUGUCGAUCCUGGCUUCACCCACGUCUGAGCAGCCCAGCUCCUCCGAGGCCGGUGCUGCUGGCGAUGGGUCCGGCACCGUAACAUUGGUCUGCUCUAACCCGCCAUGUGAGACGCAUGAGACGGGAACGACUAACACAGCCACCACAUCGUCUGCCGCCAUGGGAGCCGGUCCAGUUUGCUCCAAUCCACCCUGUGAAACGCACGAAACGGGAACCACCACCACAGCCACCACCUCCUCUGCGACAAUUGGAGCGGGACCGGUCUGCUCGAACCCUCCUUGCGAGACCCACGAAACGGGAACCACCAACACGGCUACGACGGCGUCAUCGAGCAUGCCUGCUCUCCUUGUGUGCUCCAACCCGCCGCGUGAGACCCACGAAACGGGGACAACCAACACGGCGACCACGGCAUCAGCUAGCAUGGGAGGAAUCCAGCGGCUGUGCUCCAAUCCUCCCUGUGAAACUCACGUGACCGGCACCACCAACACAUCCACCCAAGCGUCCUCCAACAUGAGUGAAGGCCAGCCUGGCGCCACGCAGAGUGUUUGCUCCAACCCGCCAUGUGAAACCCACGAGACGGGGACGACAAACACGCCAUCGACGGCCACCUCCAGCAUGGGAGGAGACCAGACCAGCUCGGCAAGUGGCGCCGUUCAAAGAGUUUGCUCGAACCCACCUUGCGAAACACACGAGACCGGGACCACCAACACAGCCACCACUGCCACCAGCAGUCUUGAGGCAGGAGAAGGCACAGCAGCCCAGCAGGCAGAUGAUGUCACCGAAGGCAGCGGCGGCACUGAAGAAGCCUCCUCCACUGCAGCCCCUGUCACCAGCACCCAGGGCAGGGCCAUCACUACCGUCACUCAAUCCACUCCUGCCCCCGGGCCAUCCGUACCUUCAAUCUCAUCAAUCACAGAAGGGGCGAGCACUGAGGCCAGCUCCACAGAAGAACCCAUGCAGACUGAAGCGACCGCUUCAGCAGAAGCUGCACCUGCAGAGGAGGGAGCCACCCCUAUGGACACUCAGACAGAAGGAGACACAGCGGCAGCAGCCACAGCCGCGGCCUUGAACCUGCCAUCCGAGCUUAUGUCCGAGGGCCAGGGGGCCACGCUGAUGGUGACGGGGCUAUCGGACGAGGAGCUCGCCGUCACGGCGGCCGCGGAGGCCGCCGCUCAGGCGGCGGCUACCGAGGAAGCUCAAGCCCUGGCCAUACAAGCCGUCCUCCAGGCUGCCCAGCAAGCCGUAAUAAAUGAAGCCGACGCGGCCGGGGAGGCCCAGCAAACCACCAGCAUCCCCAUCAUGCUGACGCAGCAGGAGCUGGCAGCGCUGGUCCAGCAGCAGCUUCAGGAGGCCCAGGCCGCUGCCCAGCAGGCCGCCGUGGACACAAACGUGCCCACCGAGGGCCUGGCCCCUGCCGACAGCCUCAACGACCCUUCGGUGGAGAGCAAUGGACACAGCGAGAUGGCUGCUGCUGUAACAAGUGCAGUGGCCGCCCUACUGCCACGUACCACCGCUGAGACACUCGCUCCUUCGAGUACCUUUGCACCGGUUGUGUCUGUGGCCAGUCCGGCCAAGCUGCAAGCAGCAGCUGCACUCGCGGAAGUAGCCAAUGGCAUUGAGGGAGAGAAGCAAGCCCCUCAGCCAACCCCCGCCAAGCCCGCUGUGAAGAAAGAGAACCAAUGGUUUGAUGUUGGAAUCGUCAAAGUGACAAAUAUGGUCGUCACUCACUUCUAUGUGCCAGCAGAUGACUCUCAAGGAGAUGACGAUUCUGGAGUCAUUCCGGACUACGGCCAGAUGAAGAAAAUGGAGCUUCAGCCCGGGACGGCGUACAAGUUCCGUGUCGCCGGCAUCAAUGCUUGCGGCCGCGGCGCCUUCUCGGAGAUAUCCGCGUUUAAGACUUGCCUGCCCGGAUUCCCCGGGGCACCGUGUGCCAUCAAAAUCAGCAAGAGCCCCGAUGGCGCUCACCUGACCUGGGAGCCUCCCUCGGUGACGUCAGGCAAGAUCAUCGAGUAUUCGGUGUACCUGGCCAUCCAGAGCAACCAGACGGCCGAAGCCAAGGCCUCCACUCCGGCCCAGUUGGCGUUUAUGCGGGUGUACUGCGGACCCAACCCCUCUUGCCUGGUGCAGUCUUCCAGCCUCUCCAACGCCCACAUCGACUACACCACCAAGCCGGCCAUCAUCUUCCGCAUCGCCGCCCGAAACGAGAAGGGCUACGGUCCCGCCACUCAAGUCCGAUGGCUGCAGGAAUCCGGCAAAGACGGCGCCUCCGCAAAACCGGCAGCCAAAAGACCCGGUGCCUCUCCUGAUACUAAGACUACUGGUCCAAAGAAAGCGAGAACGGACCAGUGAGGUUGGCCAGAGAUGCUCCCCGCCGCCCCUCUUUGUCCUUUUCCUACUUGCUGUCCUUUUUAUCAGGAAGACCUCUUCAUCCUCAAUGUCAGACGCCAAUGGAGGCAGAGCAGCCGAAUGAAGCGGAGAUGAAAGUCGAUCCGAGAUGUUUUCUGUAGAUAAAAACCCCUCUUCUGUCCAUGUUCCGUUGGCCGUGGUGUUUGUAGAGCGACAUCAACUUAGAAGCACAUUCUCUUUUUUCAGUCGAAUCCCCUUACCGCCAUUUUAACUUUUGCUUUUUUUUUUGAGGGGGGGGGGGUUCAGUAGUUUAGCAGCAUAGAGAAGCAUUUGCAUCGUCACAAACGGGGAGCCAGACUGAGUGCUGAGUUACUUUUUUUUUCUUCUUCCGGGGUUGAAUCCUGAGGGGAUGUAGAGAGAGACUACAUCCAAAAUGUACAGUGAUGGAACAAGGGUGUGGAGGCAUUAGAUUCGAUGACAGGAGAAAUCGGUAUGGAAUCAAAUAAAGCACUUGUCCUUGAUGAGAGGACAUUAUUUUUUUCCUUUCUUGUUUGCUCUAAAUUGUUUCAUCCAGACGCGAGUGACGGAAUCCCGGUAACGUCAUCGCUGCGCUUUUCACCCCAAGAUGAGGACUGGUGGCAUCCGGAUAUGGUCAAAAAACACAAAAGAAAAGACAAUUUGUAGAGAAAUUGACCUUGAACUUUGCUUCGACUGAGACUUUCAAAACACACACACACACAAUUGCAAAAUUUUCCCCCAAAAUUAGCAAGCGGUCGUGCAGAUCAUUUUGUGUAGUUUAUUUUUGUAUUUGUUUUUAAAGCCCCCCCCCCCCCUCCUGUGUGUAUGUUGUGUGCAUAAAAAACUUUUUUUUUUUUUUUAAUUGAUUGUUCAUCCUUUCCCUGCUAGUUUGUUUGUGGGCAGAUGGGUGGCCAUGUUGAAGUUGCCACUGUAUUUUUAAAAGUUGUCAUUCAGUUGGUUGCAUGUUGAGAAGGAAAGCGCGAGACUAUUGUACGUAUUUGCUCCAAGUAGAACUGCAGAGGUUAUAGGACUGAAGGGAACUUUCAAGUGGACCCGGGGAGAGAUUUGACUUUUGUUUACCACAACCUUCCCAAUGCUUGUGUUUUGCUUCUUUUGCCAAACAUGGAGUUUCACGCCAUUCACGCCCAACCCCCGAACAUCCCACUCACUUGUCCUUUGCUUGUUUUGCUCAUGAAUGUGGUAUCUCACCUCUUCAUUUUUUUUUUUUUUUUAGAUUGUCAAAUUAUACACGUAGGUAUAUUCCCCAAUCCUAAUGAUGUAUGUGAAUCCAUUUAAUAAAUUUUAAUUUUGUUUUUCCCUUC
Messenger RNA from Hippocampus zosterae (dwarf seahorse), 6626 nucleotides. RefSeq names its product host cell factor C1a (gene hcfc1a). Gene Ontology annotation, biological process: chromatin remodeling; regulation of DNA-templated transcription. The record is from RefSeq and is a predicted model, not a curated record. Gene Ontology annotation, molecular function: protein binding; transcription coactivator activity. The coding region runs from base 142 to 5289 and encodes 1715 amino acids. The transcript is spliced from 28 exons. Lineage: Eukaryota; Metazoa; Chordata; Actinopteri; Syngnathiformes; Syngnathidae. Gene Ontology annotation, cellular component: histone methyltransferase complex.